This is a messenger RNA of Gloeophyllum trabeum ATCC 11539, 336 nucleotides long. Its product is annotated as hydrophobin. Bases 1 to 336 code for a protein of 111 amino acids. Lineage: Eukaryota; Fungi; Basidiomycota; Agaricomycetes; Gloeophyllales; Gloeophyllaceae. The record is from RefSeq and is a predicted model, not a curated record. The transcript has 3 exons. Gene Ontology annotation, molecular function: structural constituent of cell wall. Gene Ontology annotation, cellular component: fungal-type cell wall.
AUGUUCUCCAAGCUCUCCCUCACUGUGACCUCCGCUCUGGCCAUCCUUGCUGUCGCCACGCCCACCCCGAACACCGCGCCCGCCGGGCAGUGCACCACCGGCGAACUGCAGUGCUGCCAGAGCGUGCAGGCGGCGACCGACCCGAGCCUCACCAAUCUGCUCGGCUCGCUCGGAAUCAUCGUCGGGGACAUCACCGGCCUCGUCGGCCUGAGCUGCUCCUCCAUCAAUGUUAUCGGCGUUGGCAGUGGUAACGAGUGCACGGCCAACCCCGUCUGCUGCACGGACAACGCUUGGGGUGGCCUGAUCUCGCUGGGUUGCGCUCCCAUUGAGCUCUAA